Molecule: messenger RNA, 3565 nt
Organism: Elephantulus edwardii (Cape elephant shrew)
Lineage: Eukaryota; Metazoa; Chordata; Mammalia; Macroscelidea; Macroscelididae
Gene: SREBF2
Product: sterol regulatory element binding transcription factor 2
Exons: 19
Coding region: 152-3565 (1137 amino acids)
Biological process (GO): positive regulation of transcription by RNA polymerase II; positive regulation of cholesterol storage
Cellular component (GO): nucleus
Molecular function (GO): DNA-binding transcription factor activity, RNA polymerase II-specific; protein dimerization activity; RNA polymerase II cis-regulatory region sequence-specific DNA binding
Source: RefSeq, a predicted model, not a curated record
GGGGCGCAGCGCAAACAUGGCGGCGGCUGGCGCGGGCCGGUGAGGCGGUACCGAGCGGGGGCUGUGGAGUGUCAUGGGUGGUGGCGGCGGUACCGCCCCCGCGUCUCCCUGAGCGGGACGGCCAGGGGGGGCCUCUGCGCGGAGCCGGGCGAUGGACGAGAGCGCCGAACUGGGCGGGCUGGAGACCAUGGAGACCCUCACGGAGCUGGGCGACGAGCUGACCCUGGGGGACAUCGACGAGAUGCUGCAGUUCGUCAGUAACCAGGUGGGCGAGUUCCCGGACUUGUUCUCUGAGCCGCUGUGUAGCUCCUUCCCCGGCAGUGGAGGAUCCAGCAGCGGCAGCGGCAGCGGCAGCAGCACUGGUGGGGGCACGGUCAGCCCUGGCGGAGCCGUGGAGCCCCCCAUGCAGCGGUCUUUCAGCCAGGUCCCCUUGCCUGCCUUCUCUCCCUCAGCCACCUCUCCCCAGACCCCAGCACUACAGGUCAAGGUCCCCCCGACUCCAGUUCCCACCCCGCCAAGGGCCGCUCCUGUUCUUCAGCCCCGGCCCCAGCCCCAGCCUCCACAGCACACUCAGCUGCCGCAGCAGACCGUGGUGGUCAGCCCAACCUUCAGCACCGCCCCCCAGACCAGGAUCAUCCAGCAGCCCCUCAUCUACCAGAACGCAGCCACCAGCUUCCAAGUCCUUCAGCCUCAAGUCCAAAGCCUGGUGACAUCCUCCCAAGUGCAGCCAGUCACCAUCCAGCAGCAGGUGCAGACGGUCCAGGCCCAGCGGGUGCUAACACAGACAGCCAAUGGCACCCUGCAGACGCUGGCCCCCGCCACAGUGCAGACGGUGGCCGCCCCCCAAGUGCAACAGGUCCCGGUCCUGGUGCAGCCUCAGAUUAUCAAGACAGAUUCCCUUGUUUUGACCACACUGAAGACAGAUGGCAGCCCCGUCAUGGCCGCGGUCCAGAACCCUGCCCUCACCGCCCUCACCACCCCCAUCCAGACAACCGCUCUGCAAGUCCCAACCCUGGUGGGCAGCAAUGGGACCAUCCUGACCACAAUGCCUGUGAUGAUGGGGCAAGAGAAAGUGCCCAUUAAGCAAGUGCCGGGCGGAAUCAAGCAGCUGGAGCCCCCAAAGGAAGGAGAAAGACGGACAACACACAACAUCAUUGAGAAGCGGUACCGCUCCUCCAUCAAUGACAAAAUCAUCGAGUUGAAGGACCUAGUCAUGGGCACAGAUGCCAAGAUGCACAAGUCUGGCGUUCUCAGGAAAGCCAUUGACUACAUCAAGUACUUGCAGCAGGUCAAUCAUAAACUACGGCAGGAGAACAUGGUGCUGAAGCUGGCCAAUCAGAAAAACAAGCUCUUGAAGGGCAUCGACCUAGGCAGCCUAGUGGACAAUGACAUGGACCUGAAGAUUGAUGACUUUAAUCAGAAUGUCCUCCUGAUGUCACCUCCAGACUCAGACUCAGGGUCCCAAGCCGGCUUCUCCCCCUACUCCAUUGACUCUGAGCCGGGCAGUCCUUUGCUGGACGACGCAAAGGUCAAGGACGAGCCAGACUCGCCGCCUGUGGCACUGGGCAUGGUGGACCGCUCGCGAAUCCUGCUGUGUUUUCUCACUUUCCUGUGUCUCUCCUUCAAUCCCCUGACAUCUCUGCUGCAAUGGCGAGGGGCCCGGGACCCCGACCAGCACCCCUAUACGGGCUCAGGCCGCAGCAUCCUGUCCUUUGAGUCAGGCUCUGGGGGCUGGUUUGACUGGAUGAUGCCAACGCUCCUCCUGUGGCUCGUCAACGGCGUGGUCGUCCUGAGCGUCUUGGUGAAGCUGCUGGUCCACGGCGAGCCGGUGAUCCCACCACACUCUCGCUCGUCUGUCACCUUCUGGAGACAUAGGAAGCAAGCGGACCUGGACCUCGCUCGGGGGGAUUUUGCAGCUGCUGCCACCAACCUCCAGACCUGCCUGUUGGUGCUGGGCCGGGCACUGCCCACCUCACGCCUGGACCUGGCCUGCAGCCUGUCCUGGAACGUGAUCCGCUAUAGCCUGCAGAAGCUGCGUCUGGUGCGCUGGCUUCUCAAGAAGGUCUUCCAGCGCCGCCGGGCUGCCCCAGCCACCACAGCGGGCUUCGAGGACGAAGCCAAGACCAGCGCCCGCGACGCAGCCCUGGCCUACCACCGGCUGCACCAGCUGCGUAUCACAGGGAAACUGCCUGUGGGCUCCGCCUGUUCGGACGUGCACAUGGCGCUGUGUGCUGUCAACCUGGCCGAGUGCGCUGAGGAGAAGAUCCCGCCAAGCACGCUGGUCGAGAUCCACCUGACCACCGCCAUGGGGCUGCAGACACGCUGCGGAGGCCGCCUGGGCUUCCUGGCCAGCUACUUCCUCAACCGUGCCCAGAGUCUGUGCGUCCCCGAGCGCAAUGCCGUCCCCGACUCCCUGCGCUGGCUUUGCCACCCCCUGGGCCAGAAGUUCUUCCUGGAGCGGAGCUGGUCGGUGAAGUCGGCUGCCAGGGACAGCAUGUACUGUGCCCAGAGGAACCCAGCCGACCCCAUUGGCCAGGUCCACCAGGCAUUCUGCAAGAGCCUGCUGGAGCGUGCUGUGGAAGCCCUCGUGAAGCCCCAGGCCAAGAAGAAGGCUGGCGACCAGGACGAAGAGAGCUGUGAAUUCUCCACUGCCUUGGAAUACCUGAAAUUGCUGAAUUCUUUUGUGGACUCCGUGGGGAUCAUGACCCCGCCCUUCUCCAGCAGCUCUGUCCUCAAGUCAGCCCUGGGUCCUGACAUCGUCUGUCGAUGGUGGACGUCUGCGGUCACCAUGGCCAUCAGCUGGCUCCAGGGAGACGACACCGCUGUGCGCACUCACUUUGCUGAAGUGGAGCGUGUCCCCAAGGCCCUGGAAGUGACCGAAAGCCCCCUGGUGAAGGCCGUCUUCCACUCCUGCCGGGCCAUGCACGCCUCGCUGUCAGGAAAGGCUGAUGGGUCACAGAGUUUCUGUCACUGUGAGCGGGCCAGUGGCCACCUGUGGAGCAGCCUCAAUGUCAGCGCCACUGCUGCCGACCCCGCCCUCGACCAUGUGAUCCAGCUGCUCACCUGUGACCUGCUGCUGUCCCUGAGGACAUCACUAUGGCAGAAGCAGACAGGAGCCAGCCAGGCCCUGGGCGAGACCUACCAGGCGUCGGGCGCCGAGCUGGCUGGCUUCCAGCGUGACCUGGGCAGUCUACGCAGGCUGGCACACAGCUUCCGGCCAGCGUACCGCAAGGUGUUCCUGCACGAGGCCACUGUCCGCCUGAUGGCCGGAGCCAGCCCCACGCGCACACACCAGCUGCUGGAGCACAGCCUGCGGCGACGCACGGCCCAGAGCACCAAGCACGGCGAAGUGGACGCAUGGCCUGGCCAGCGAGAACGGGCCACCGCCAUCCUGCUGGCCUGCCGUCACCUCCCCCUCUCCUUCCUCUCCUCCCCGGGACAGCGGGCAGUGCUGCUGGCCGAGGCAGCCCGCACUCUGGAGAAGGUGGGCGACCGACGCUCCAGCAACGACUGUCAACAGAUGAUCGUCAAGCUGGGCGGUGGCACGGCCAUCGCUGCCUCCUGA